Molecule: messenger RNA, 1284 nt
Organism: Brugia malayi
Lineage: Eukaryota; Metazoa; Nematoda; Chromadorea; Rhabditida; Onchocercidae
Gene: Bma-prx-5.2
Exons: 1
Coding region: 1-1284 (427 amino acids)
Source: RefSeq, a predicted model, not a curated record
AUGCCCGACCAAUCAAUGCUUCCAAUGUUCGAUAACUCUAGGAACAAACCAAACUAUCUUACUUCAACAUCUCUUUAUGGUGGAAAUGUUGACGUUGUAGAAGAGUGGGAUUCAGUUGCUCCACCGCCAUAUAAAGUUGUGAGCACUGUAAUUCGCGCUUCAAAUACAGUGCAUGAUGUUGAAGAAAAAGUUAUUUCUGCCAUCAAAGAAAGUGAUACAAUGAAAGAUAAGCUUUAUAUACAUGAAACAGACAAACAACCUAAAGAAUCUGACAGUAUCUCCAGUUCCAUGCCUGACGGAACCAACGAAAUUAACAGUAACUCUGAAGGGAUGACUCGGAACGAUAAAAUUGCAGAAAAGAGCAUAAUUACACGUAACUCUUCAGCAUGUUGUUUUCUAAGCAUAAAUUCGACUGUUACAGUUACAGUAGGAUUCACGAACCACAUAUCCAGUAAUAUAUCCAGUAGUAUGAACAACACUUUUGAAAAAAUUCAGAACAAAUUAGGUCACGGGGAAUUUGCGUCAGAUUUGCGAAUUAUCGAUCUAGUGGAAAUUUUUAAUACUUUAGCUAUCUUAAUAGCUCCUACUUUGUCUUCUGAUGUAACUAACCCAACUCACUAUCCUUUAUUAUUAGAUAAUUCUACAUUCGGAAGUGCAAACAGUGAAUUUUUCAAUGAAGUUGAUGCGCGAUCUGUUAGGAAUUUUAAUGAGAAAAUGCUGGAUAGAACAUUCUCACGAAAAUAUCGUACUGAGGACGAAGCGGAAAUAAGUCAUAUGAGGGAAAGGGAGGGGCGUACAGAUGAUAAACAUUCUGUCAGGAAUAUAAAUGUUAGUGAUUAUGCAGUUGUCAAAAAUGGGCGAGAUCAUGAAGAUUUUGGAAGAAAUUCGAAAUUAGAUCCGCAAAUGAUUCCCAGGUCAGAGUUCGCAAAAAACGGUAUCAAUGAAGAAAACAGAAUGAAUGGUUGUGGGGUUAAUCACAUUGAUACUUCGAAGGAAGAAGAUUUGGAACAGCGGAGGUCAUUAAAUUGCAAAACAGUGAAUGAAAGGAAGCUCUGGGAGCCACGGGAUGGAACUAAUGAAAAAUACAACGAAGAAGGUGAAAAAGAUGGCAAAUCCCCGGUUCUGAUACAUUUUGAGAGAACUCUCUGGGAGAAAUUGCUUGCAGGUCUAAAAUGUUCCCAGAGAGAUUGCAAAGAGGCACUAAGACCUACGGAAAGUGUUCGCAGAUACUUAAUUGAACCGUCAAUAAGUCGUGCCAGAAAACACAGCAGCGUGCAGUCGUAG